Messenger RNA from Mesocestoides corti, 483 nucleotides. The record is from the annotation of a GenBank genome assembly. Lineage: Eukaryota; Metazoa; Platyhelminthes; Cestoda; Cyclophyllidea; Mesocestoididae.
AUGAAUUCGUCUGAUCAGCCGGCGUGCUAUAGUCAGGGGCCUAUAGUAAUUGAACUUUACUGGAAACAUGCUCCGCGAACCUGCAAAAAUUUUGCUGAACUAGCCAAGCGUGACUAUUACAACGGAGUCCCUUUUCAUCGUGUUAUCCGCGAUUUCAUGAUCCAGGGAGGUGAUCCUACGGGCACUGGUCGAGGUGGUGCCUCCAUUUAUGGGCGCUAUUUUGAAGAUGAGAUAAGUCCAGAUCUGAAGCACACCGGCGCUGGAAUAAUAUCAAUGGCAAACUCCGGGCCAAAUACAAACGGAAGCCAGUUCUUUAUUACUUUGGCUCCAACGCAGUGGCUCGAUGGCAAGCACACAAUAUUUGGACGAGUCAAGUCUGGAAUGCAAGUUGUGAAGCGCCUUGGCAUGAUCGAGACGGAUCCUACCGACAGGCCGAUUGAGCCCAUUGUUAUCAAGCGGGCUUACCCGACUCCUGUCUCAUAA